UUGAAGGUGCAAGGCUGUCAGUAGGAUCAGCAGAGUAGUGGUGAGGAAGUCAAGGGAUGGGUGGAGGACAUGAUCUCUCUGUAAAGAUGUAUGGUGGUCAAGCUUGAAGAUGAUACACGAGUAUGGCUCAGGGCAUGGGGAGAAUGGAAGCUGAGAAGUACCGUUCAAGGAAACUCUAAUUAAGCUAAGUUCCGGUUACUUUUGAUUAUGUUGACUGAUAUAUUUGGUUAACAUUUUGGUGUUUGUUUCUGACCAAUGAAUGCAGCUUAACUAGAUUAUAUCAUAACCAAUAGGGUUUAAGUUAAGGAUACUGGCCAAUCAUGUUGCAGCUUAUGCUACCUUGUCUCUAUACUUUAUGAUAUAUAAUAUUGUGUGAGUGGAGGUCACUCACUGGUUGGGGUAAUCACUUUUGAAUGGUCUUCUUCUUCUUUGUAUUGACUGAGUGAACUCUGGGAGACAUAUUCACAAAACAUCUGUGAAUAUCUUUGGUUCUUCAUCUUUCUUUCAGUUUCUUUUUCUCAGGUGUCCCCUUUCUCGUCAUCAAUUAUUGCAGCCAUGGAUGCAGUCAUUCACAUGCAUGUCUUUGGUGUAGAGUCCUCUACGUACCAUGCAUAUAUGUCUCAUGAAUGAAAUUAAAAUAUGGUUGAAUUCGGACACUAUCAUGAGACCCAUUCAUCUAACAAAUCAACAACUUCAUGCCAUUCAUAACUAUCCAUUCACAUCUUUCAAGUUGAACAUUCUAUAUAUAUAAUAUACGUAUCAUGUCUCAGAGGCGGCUUCAAAUUAAACCAUUAAUCCCAAUAUUCCUUCAAAGUGUCUUAUAAAUACCCCUUGCAGGACUCAACUCAAAGGUCAUCAGGACUACAUUCAAAUCAAAACACUCUCUCAUGGCAAAGUAUUCAAAUGAAGGAGUUGCAGGACUAGUAUUCAUGGUGCUCUUAUUGCUAGCAAACAUCAACCUCAGCAUGCAAGCAUGCAACCCCAGUGGAUUCCUGAAUGGCAAAUCAGGAAGUUGCAACACAGACUUAAAUGCUGAGUGUUGCAAGUCCGGUGAGACGUAUCCGCAAUUCACAUGCUCUCCGCCAGUGACCGAUACAACACCGGCAACCAUGACUAUCAAUAGCUUUGCUGAGGGCGGGGACGGUGGAGCAGAGUCGGCUUGUGACGGCCAAUUCCAUAGUGAUAAUGAAUUGGUUGUGGCACUUUCCUCCGGGUGGUUUGAUAAUGGUAGCCGAUGCAAUGAAAAUAUCAGGAUCAAUGCGAAGGGUAAGUCUGUAUUAGCAAAGGUGGUUGAUGAAUGUGAUUCUGUGAAUGGUUGCGAUGAAGAGCAUGACUUUCAACCUCCUUGUCGUAACAAUAUUGUUGAUGCUUCACCGGCUGUGUGGGAGGCUUUGGGGAUCACCGGAGAAGAUGUCGGUGAAUUGGGUAUCACUUGGGCCGAUGCUUGAAAAUACAACUGUUUUCAGUUCUUAUAUAAUUUGAUCAAGUAAUAAGUUGCCAUCAACUAGUUCUAUCAAGUUUUUAAUGUCUAUGAUGGCUUUUAUAUUUUCUUUGUGCCUGUCAUUCUAUCGAUUUCCAAAGUUUAUGGUAUGAUUUACAUCAA
This is a messenger RNA of Dioscorea cayenensis subsp. rotundata (Guinea yam), 1603 nucleotides long. Its product is annotated as putative ripening-related protein 1. The coding region runs from base 888 to 1448 and encodes 186 amino acids. The record is from RefSeq and is a predicted model, not a curated record. Lineage: Eukaryota; Viridiplantae; Streptophyta; Magnoliopsida; Dioscoreales; Dioscoreaceae. The transcript has a single exon.